GCCUCCACGGCAUUCAUCAUCUGCAGUCUUUGUUGUAGGUAUACAUAUAAAUACAUGUUGAAUGCAUUUGUUGAAGAUAUUGUGGUUUCCAAAGCUGAACUUAAAUAAAAAGUGUUGAGAUGAAUAAUGAAGAGGACCUUCUGCAGGAGGACUCAAAAAGAGAUGAAGGCAAUGAGACUGAAGCCAACAGCAUGUAUAAAUUAAGAAAGACGAGGAAGAAAGUCACUAAAUCACAUGUUUGUUCAACUGAAGUGGGAGAAAUGGAUAUAUCCAAUUUAAAUGAGAGGAUCAGAGACCAAAUGGUGUGCCACAAAUUAGGGAACAUGAGCAAACCAGUCACGGGAGCUGGCUCUGCUGAGUCUCAACUGUCACAUGAUAACAAGGACUCUCAGGAUGAGACAACAGUGAUAAAACUAUUGUCCCCCAGAACAACAACCAAUGUUCCUGGUGGUGAAUUUAACCCAAACUCUGAUUGCAUGAGGGACAGCAGUCAAAUAUUGACCCCACCUCAACUCUCUUCUAGAAUGAAACACAUUAGACAAGCUAUGGCCAAAAAUCGUCUCCAGUUUGUACGAUUUGAAGCAACAGACCUUCAUGGUGUGUCCAGGUUUAAGAGUAUCCCUGCACACUUUUUUCAAGAGAAAGUGAGCCAAGGCGUUUGCAUGCCCCGAGGUUAUCUUGAAGUGAUGCCAAAUCCUAAGGACAAUGAAAUGAAUCACCUAAGAGCCACCUGUUUUAAUAGUGACAUAGUACUAAUGCCAGAGGUAUCAACCUUUAGAGUUUUGCCAUGGGCUGAGAGAACUGCAAGAGUGAUAUGUGAUACCUUCACUGUGACUGGUGAGCCUCUUUUGACUUCCCCAAGGUACAUUGCAAAAAGGCAGUUGAGCCAGCUACAGGCGUCUGGCUUUUCCUUGCUUUCUGCCUUCAUCUAUGAUUUUUGCAUUUUUGGUGUGCCCGAAAUUUUAAAUUCAAAGACCAUAUCUUUUCCUGCUUCAACAUUUUUUAAUAACCAUGAUCAGCCCUUCAUGCAGGAACUUGUUGAUGGCUUAUAUCACACUGGAGCCAAUGUUGAGAGUUUUUCCUCCUCUACCAGGCCUGGUCAGAUGGAAAUCUGUUUUCUGCCUGAAUUUGGCAUUAGUUCAGCUGAUAACGCAUUUACCCUCAGAACAGGUGUCAAAGAAGUAGCAAGCAAAUAUAAUUACAUUACCAGCUUCUUCAUUGAGACUGGAUUUUGUAAUUCAGGGAUUUUGUCUCAUAGUCUCUGGGAUGUCGAAAGGAAGAAAAACAUGUUCUGCAGCAGUUCUGGAACUGAGCAGCUCACGAUCACUGGGAAAAAAUGGUUGGCAGGACUCUUGAAACACUCUGCUGCUCUCAGCUGCCUGAUGGCGCCUGCUGUUAGCUGCCGAAAGCGUUAUUCCAAGGACAGAAAAGACCUGAAGGAGAGUGUGCCUACAACGUGGGGAUACAAUGAUAACAGCUGUAUAUUUAAUAUCAAGUGUCAUGGAGAGAAAGGCACCCGGAUAGAAAAUAAACUAGGCUCAGAAACAGCAAACCCUUACUUGGUGCUGGCUGCAACUGUGGCUGCAGGCCUAGAUGGACUUCAUACAAGUGAUGAGGUCUUGGCCGGUCCAGAUGAGAGCACAGACUUUUACCAAGUAGAACCUUCCGAGAUCCCUUUAAAACUGGAAGAUGCCCUUGUGGCACUGGAAGAAGACCAAUGUCUGAGGCAGGCUCUAGGAGAAACCUUUAUUCGGUAUUUUGUUGCCAUGAAGAAAUAUGAGUUGGAGAGCGAAGAAAGAGAUGCAGAGAGAAAUAAAUUCUUAGAGUAUUUUAUUUAGAAUAGAACUCACAAUUACUCUUUAGAGAUGUAAUUAUUACUUAAUCUACCAAAACAAAAAGACUGAACUUUUAUAGUUAACAACAGUGACAAUAACAAGACUAAGAACACUUGCCUUUAUUUUUUUUGUCUCCAUGGAAUAUUUGACAGAUGAAGUAGGACUGCUGAGAAGAUCCUGAUAACAGAAACAAACAAUAGUUGUGGUGAAGCUUUAAUAGGCAAAUUACCAGAUCUUGUCAGUUAGUCAUCAUCUUCUAUGUGUAUGCUGACCUGGAUACAAAUAUCGAAUUUUGGGGGGCAAUAAAUAUAUUCACACAUUAAAAAAAGACUUAGCAUUAGAAAGCAAAAUUUAAAUGACUUAAAAAAAGGAGGAAUAAUUUUAAUGGUACAAAUAAAUUAUGACUUCCAGGGAGACAAACACACUAAUAUAGUCUAGCUAAUCAAAUCAUGUUAUGAAUCUAGGUUGUAUGCAUCAUUAUGGUCUUUCUCAAUAAGUUAAAGAAACUUUUGUCAAAAUAUAAUGAAAAGUAGGCAGAAGUUACCCCUAAGUUCUUCUCUUUUCACACUUCUCCGCUUGCUCCUGAAAGGCUUAUGAACUUCAAGGUUAUAACAUCCUUAAGAAACAAAUCCAUAAGGAAGAGAAUUGGGGUUGCAAACAACGAGGUCAGAUUUCAAAAGUUAAAGUCUUUCUUUAAACAAUCCUUCAUAUAGAAGUUCAAUACAUAAAAUGUAGAUAGAAUGAAGUAUGUGUGUGAGGGUGGGUGGGCCAUCUACUCUGCUUCAUUCUUUGAAACUAGAUGUCCCUCUGAAACCUCUAGUGUUCUGUGGAGUGUGAGAAUAACUGCCUGGCGAGCCAGAGCUAUGUCUGGAGUUUAAGUUUGUUAUUCAAAUCACUGAAUCUUCUGCUCACAGAGGUUGGUACCUCCCCAGAGAAUAUUACAUGUUCCAGGCCUUUGUUUGAAUGAGAUUAUAUUGUAACUAUCACUAAAGUUUAGCUUCUUUUGGGAAGAAGACCAAAAUCUACUUACUAGCAAAUGAAAACACUGUUCUACUGCUUAGGAUCAAACAGCAGAUUUUAUGUUCAAUUAAAAUGGACUGUGGUCUCAAUUUAGAUAGCAAACACACAAGCAGAGGAUUAGAAUUUGGCUCAGAUGCUCUUAUUAAAAUUCAGAGUACUCAGUAGCAUAAAUAGUGAAAGUCGGUCUGUCCUUCACUAAUUACUCCCUUCUUUUCUCCUUUGAGCAGGAGAAGUGUAUUUGGAUACAUAAGAAGAAAGUUCCCAGCACUUUGGGAGGCCAAGGCAGGAGGACUGCUUGAGGCCAGGAGUUUGAGUCCAGCCUGGAUCAAAUAGUGAGACCCCUGUUUCUACCAAAAAAAAAAAAAGAAAAAAAAAAAAAAAACCUGGCUUGGUGGCACAUGCCUGUAGUCCCAGCUACUCAGGAGGCUGAGAAGGGAGGAUCACUUGAGCCUGGGAGUUUGAGGGUAGAGUGAGCCAUGAUCACACCACAGCACUCCAGCUUGGGUGACAUUGUGAAACACUGUCUAAGGAAAAUAAAAGAAAAGAAUAAAGCUCAUGGAUGCAUAUGGAGUAGAGAGAAAGGUAGUGUAGUGUAGGUGGGGGAAAGAAGGGAAUCUCUCCUGAAACCUCCAGAAUGAAAUCCCACACAUUACAUCAUGGGAGGGAUAAGGAGGACCCUCAUGCCAAUUUUCUAGCUGUCUGCUGAUAUUCCUUUUCCCAUCUGUUCUCAGUAAUAAAACCUCAAUGUGUUCGUUGAAAGCAAUAAAAAAUAAAAUGAAACUUCUGAGCCUUCAUUAAGAUUGAAUGUGGUCACGUUAAUAGGUUCAGUGCAAAGAGGUGAAAGUAGAAGUGUUGUAUGGAAGUUCUUUCGUGCAUUUUCUCUUCUUUUCUUUUUGCAAAGGAGUCUCGGGAAAUUUGAGGGAUUUGGGGAUGAAAGAAUAAAGAUAUAAGAACAGUGAUUGAUGACUUCUCCAAUCUUCCCACUUCCAGAGAGGAUAAUCUGAGUUAAUCAAAGGGAUCCACACAUGCAAAAAAUGGGAUUGGCUUUACCCCAUCCUUAUAAAAUGGCAUAUCCCUUUAUAGUCCAUGGGUCUUAACGAAAUAUGUUUUUCUUUUUGUUUUAUUGAGACAGAGUCUCGCUCUAUCACCCAGGCUGGAGUGCAAUGGUGUGAUCUCAGCUCACUGCAACCUCCACCUCCCUGGUUCAAGCAGUUCUCCUGCCUCAACCUCCCAAGUAGCUGGGACUACAGGUGCCUGCUAGCAUGGCCAGCUAACUUUUGUAUUUUUAGUAAAGAUGGGGGUUCACUAGGUUGGCCAGGCGGUCUUGAACUCCUGACCUUGUGAUCUGCCCCCUGGCCUCCCAAAGUGCUGGGAUUACAGGCGUGAGCCACCAUGCCCGGCUGAAACAUGUCUAAUGCAUUGACUUCAUUUUACCAUAAUGAGUAAAAGAUGCUAUAAAAAGUCUGAUAAUCACAGUGGUUUGAAGUCCCUUUUUCCCCAUGCACAUUAUUAGCAUAACUUUAAAAACACAGUAUUCAGAAUGCCAUGUGAUGGAAUUAUAUAACUAGGAAUAUGAUCUUCAGUAUUAAGCAUACAGUAGUGAAUCAACAGAAAAUAUUCAGCCAUAGAUUACAAAUCAAUUGAUAAUGUAAGUUGGUGUGGCAGUCUCCACCAAGAUUUCAGUUAGGUAUGUGCUGAUGUAUAUUCUUGUUCUUUAAAGCAACCCCAGAAGAGGCAUUGGCCAACAGACUUCAGGGCUAAAGACAAAUUGGGGUAGGUACACGUAAAAAUCAGUUAUCUUUUUCUCUAUUUCUUUCAUCUGUUCAUAGACUUUUUAUUAUUAAAGGGACUUUCUGCUGAUAUUUCCACCUUCUCGUUCUGGGUUAAGAGGGUCAGAAAUUCAUUCAACAGCAUUUCCUGAGUACCAUUUUUAUGCUAAGCCUUCUUCUGGGAGCCAUCAUACUAGGGGAGACCAAGACAAAGAAGAUGAACAGACAAUGAAAGAGUUUUGGAUCUGCGUAGCUUGAGCAGAACAAAAAUAAUUUUUUUAUAGGCCUAACACUGAAAAAAACUAUUUGGAAAGCUUCUUUAUGGUUCGAAAAGGAUGCUUUAUGAAUAGUUUUACAAAAAUGACUUUCUUAUUUUAAUUUACUAUAAUUGUUCUAAUCAAAGCUUAGGGGAAAAUGUGAUUACUGAAUUUAAAGUUGGUUAUUAAAUGCGUAUACAGAAGAAAUAUAAAUUAAAAGCAAUAAUGUUUUAAGACUAGAAACUAAAACAUUAGUAUUGUAGUCUAUUUUCAAGGACAUUCUAUAAUCUAAAAUUUCAUUUUACAGUGUCUGAAUAACAACAAAGCUUGAAAUGAUGAUUUGAAGGCAAUGAAAGAUCAAAAAACUUGAGUCUGAAUAAAAAUUGAAAGCAUACAGUGAAGUCUGAGCUUAUCACAAACAGAACAGUCUAUUGACAUAUCUCCAGUCACCUGUUUAACAAAAUACACUUACCAGUAUGUUUGUGAUAAAGGUAUAACUAAAAAAUACUUUUAACCUUGGGUUUUCUGUUACAGGGGUUAGAAUUUGUAUCUUUAAACAUUACCUAUGUGCACAGUGCCUUCCCUGUUAAAGCUCUUCUCAUGCUGCCUGUGACUAGGGGUUUAUAUGAUAUUUUCUAAAUAGGAUGUACAUUCUAAGAAUAAAAGGAACAGAUUUUACUUACAUUUGCAUUAA
Messenger RNA from Callithrix jacchus (white-tufted-ear marmoset), 5575 nucleotides. RefSeq names its product lengsin, lens protein with glutamine synthetase domain (gene LGSN). The record is from RefSeq and is a predicted model, not a curated record. NCBI's taxonomy places the organism in Eukaryota, Metazoa, Chordata, Mammalia, Primates, Cebidae. Gene Ontology annotation, cellular component: membrane; cytoplasm. Gene Ontology annotation, molecular function: glutamine synthetase activity.